AUGCGAGAGAAGUUCUUUGUGUAUCAAAGCGCAUUAGUUUUGCAAGAAGCUCCCUCAUUUGUUGGUGCGGAGCAUCGUGUGCAAUCCAUGAAUAUGUACUGCGCUGGAAUCUUGUUUAACACGGCCAUUCUGCAUCACCAAAAGUCGAUCAAGACUGGAAUAUCGGCAUCCAUGCAUCGAGCAGAGCAGCUUUAUCAAACAAGCCUUCAGAUCAUUGUGGGGCUUCCACGGUCCAACGAUACGGUGACCCUCAUUGCACUUGCAGCCACAAACAACUUGGCUCAGAUCGAGUUUGAGAAUGGACUGGUGGUUCAAGCGAGUGAAAGACUACGAUUCCUAGUACAUCUAUUGUGCUCAUUGGAAAAUACGGCUGGACGAGUCUUCGCGGUUGACGAGUUCUACGGCGUGCUAUCUAACACACUGUUGGCAAACGGCGUGUCUUUGUCACCAGCUGCCUAA
Cylindrotheca closterium is the source of this 459-nucleotide messenger RNA. The record is from the annotation of a GenBank genome assembly. Lineage: Eukaryota; Bacillariophyta; Bacillariophyceae; Bacillariales; Bacillariaceae.